This is a messenger RNA of Sapajus apella (tufted capuchin), 1599 nucleotides long. RefSeq names its product potassium voltage-gated channel interacting protein 1 (gene KCNIP1). Lineage: Eukaryota; Metazoa; Chordata; Mammalia; Primates; Cebidae. Bases 34 to 774 code for a protein of 246 amino acids. Gene Ontology annotation, cellular component: voltage-gated potassium channel complex. Gene Ontology annotation, biological process: regulation of potassium ion transmembrane transport. The transcript is spliced from 8 exons. The record is from RefSeq and is a predicted model, not a curated record. Gene Ontology annotation, molecular function: calcium ion binding; potassium channel regulator activity; transmembrane transporter binding.
GCUCCAGCUCUGCUACAGAGAGGCUCUUUGCAUAUGUCAAGCUGGACAGCGACGUGGACACCCUCAGAGUGGCCUCUCUCCAUUGACAAUAAAAGUGUGUUUUGCUUUUUGAUGAAUGGAUUUGGUAAAAUGUCUUCUCACUCUUUCCUAGACAUCGCCUGGUGGUAUUACCAGUAUCAGAGAGAUAAGAUUGAAGAUGAGCUGGAGAUGACCAUGGUUUGCCAUCGGCCCGAGGGACUGGAGCAGCUCGAGGCCCAGACCAACUUCUCCAAGAGGGAGCUGCAGGUCCUUUAUCGGGGCUUCAAAAAUGAGUGUCCCAGCGGUGUGGUCAACGAAGACACAUUCAAGCAGAUCUAUGCUCAGUUUUUCCCUCACGGAGAUGCCAGCACGUAUGCCCAUUACCUCUUCAAUGCCUUCGACACCACCCAGACAGGCUCCGUGAAGUUUGAGGACUUUGUAACCGCUCUGUCGAUUUUACUCAGAGGAACUGUCCACGAGAAACUAAGGUGGACAUUUAAUUUGUAUGACAUCAAUAAGGAUGGAUAUAUAAACAAAGAGGAGAUGAUGGACAUUGUCAAAGCAAUCUAUGACAUGAUGGGGAAAUACACAUAUCCCGUGCUCAAAGAGGACACUCCCAGGCAGCACGUGGACGUCUUCUUCCAGAAAAUGGAUAAAAAUAAAGAUGGCAUCGUAACUUUAGAUGAAUUUCUUGAAUCAUGUCAGGAGGAUGACAACAUCAUGAGAUCUCUCCAGCUGUUUCAAAAUGUCAUGUAACUGGUGACACUCAGCCAUUCAGCUCUCAGAGACAUUGUACUAAACAACCACCUUAACACCCUGAUCUGCCCUCGUUCUGACUUUACACUCCAACUCUUGGGACAGAAACACCUUUUACACUUUGGAAGAAUUCUCUGCUGAAGACUUUCUAUGGAACCCAGCAUCAUGUGGCUCGGUCUCUGAUUGCCAACUCUUCCUCCUUUCUCUUCUUGAGAGAGACAAGAUGAAAUUUGAGUUUGUUUUGGAAGCAUGCUCAUCUCUUCACACUGCUGCCCUACAGAAGGUCCCUCUGCUUGAGCUUAAACAGUAGUGCACAAUAUUCUGCUUAUGUGCCCCCAGCCCACUGCCUCCAAGUCAAGCAGACCUUGGUGAAUCUGGAAGGAAGAGGACCUGAGCCAGAUGCACACCAUCCUCUGAUGGCCUCCCAAACCAAUGUGCCUGUGUCUCUUCCUUUGGUGGGAAGAAUGAGAGUUAUCCACAACAAUUAGGAUCUGUCAUGACCAGAUUGGGAGAGCCAGCACCUAACAUAUGUGGGAUAGGACUGAACUAUUAAGCAUGGCACUGUCUGAUGACCCAAACUGCCCAUGUCAUUUGUUUCCAGAAACAAAGACCAAUAAUUCUCUCACACUAGCAUUUGUGCUGGUAGUGCAAGUCCUUUAACAUGUCCAGGAAGGGAGCCAUUGCCCAGUGGUCCAUAUCUCCACCCCAUCCCCUGCUUGAGCCCAGCGCUGCAUGUCCCUCCCAAGAAGCCCAGAAUGCCUGCAAAUUGCUGUAAUUUUAUACCAUGUUCUAACCAAUAAACAGAACUAUUUCUUACAUGGUCAA